GGGUUUAGUGCGGGAGCAGUAUGUAAGGAUUUCAUUUACAAACAUUGCUGGGCUGCCCAGAAAAAAGGGACUAAAUACCUGUAAUUAUCUAGACUAUAAUUCAGUUCUUCACCACAUACUCGCAGUAAAUGGAUCUUUUGCAGAAAACAACUGAAAGCAACAUGAAAUCCCAGCUCCUUGUCUUCUUAUCUCUCUUCUGUUUCUGGACUGUCAUCUCUGAGCAAAUGCCAAAAAGCAUGAAUCUGGAAGAAGGUCUCCCAGAGGACGUGUUGAGGAUGAUUGCUCAAGCAGACAUCAGAAGUAUUGAUGACCUGGAAGACCUCCUGGGUGUUGAGGCCAAAGAUCCUCCUGUCUUCAGAUCAACGUACAAAAUAGGUGUGCCACUUAGGCUGGGGAGACACAAAGGUGCUAAUGAACACCCUGGACAAAUGGCAAGCAAUGAAGGACACUCGCCCUCUCUGCUAACAGUAAUGGGAGAACCACCAGCACAGAGCCAACCACGAUCAUUUAUAGCAGGGAAUUCAAAAGCAGCUGGAUGCAAAACAAGGAUAGUUUCGGUAGAGGUUCCUCGCUACAAGGUGGACCCCACUUCAGUGGGCUUCUUUCUGUGGCCUUCAUGUGUUGAAAUAAAGCGCUGCUCUGGCUGUUGUAACACCAAAACCUAUAAAUGCAUUCCUUCUGUUGCAAAUUACAGGCCCUUUCAGAUAGCGAAGCUAACUUAUCGAUAUGGUAGGAAAGAGCUCACCAUACACACUGUAUCAAUCAGAGAGCAUCUAAGCUGUAACUGUACAGAGCUAGCAAGACACCACCCAAGGUUCCCCCCAAAAUAUUAUCGACAAUCAACUGACAACUGAGGCGUAAUCUUACAGCCAGCAUACAACACCAAAAGGACAGAAAUUAAAAACAACUAAUAUAUUGCAUGCAUUAAGGAGGCAGUCUUCUCUCUCUCUCUCUCUCUCCCUCUGGACUGUGCAGACAUCCUUUCCCUUAGGUGGUCUAAGGAAGAUAACUAGGAGCUGAGGUUAUAUGGAUCGUUUGGGCUAUGGGCUCUCCAUCACUGAGGACUCUGCCCGGUCCACUUGUGACGUGCAAUAACUGAGAAGAGCUUCCUCAACUUUACUACACUUCUCCAUGGUGUACAGCCAGCCACUUGCACCAGCUCCCAGUAUUAAGAGGAUCGAUCCUCAACCUGGGGGCUCUGAAGCAAGGAGAUAUUUUGUUUAAUUUCUAAACUUUCAUUUUGCUGGUAAGGGGCUUAUGAUACAAACUGAAGAUUUAUAACAAAACUUUAUAACAGUAAAAUAAUAAAACAAAAAUAAAAAAUA
Messenger RNA from Carcharodon carcharias (great white shark), 1325 nucleotides. RefSeq names its product platelet-derived growth factor subunit A-like. The record is from RefSeq and is a predicted model, not a curated record. Gene Ontology annotation, cellular component: membrane. Lineage: Eukaryota; Metazoa; Chordata; Chondrichthyes; Lamniformes; Lamnidae. The transcript has 7 exons. Gene Ontology annotation, biological process: positive regulation of protein autophosphorylation; positive regulation of cell population proliferation; positive regulation of ERK1 and ERK2 cascade. Gene Ontology annotation, molecular function: growth factor activity; platelet-derived growth factor receptor binding. The coding region runs from base 129 to 854 and encodes 241 amino acids.